Nematostella vectensis (starlet sea anemone) is the source of this 1317-nucleotide messenger RNA. RefSeq names its product bifunctional arginine demethylase and lysyl-hydroxylase JMJD6. Lineage: Eukaryota; Metazoa; Cnidaria; Anthozoa; Actiniaria; Edwardsiidae. The transcript is spliced from 4 exons. The record is from RefSeq and is a predicted model, not a curated record. Bases 95 to 1063 code for a protein of 322 amino acids.
UGAUAACAAGUGACCGAGGCUAACAAGUGCACACAUCACAUGUUUGUUCGCGAACUGUUGUCUGGUUUGAACGUGCACUGUAUCGUGUGUGAAAAUGAGCUCACAAAAUCUCGACGAAUUGACUAAUCUCUUCAGCGAACUACGCAAAAAAGCCCGCAAAGAAGGAGAGGAUGAUGAAAUUAUUCGCAAGGAAUUGUUAAACAGUGUAAAAUCUAGUCGGGCGAGAAAUUCCAAAGGUCUACUAGUAAAGUUUGUUGUGUUUUUUAUCGUGCCUCUAAUCCUUGGUGUGGGCAGCUAUUAUGGAGCUAAAGAAUACAUCAAACGAUGGAAAGAUGAAGGCCCUUGCCUGGUCGAGGUGAAUGAGCUAUUUGGCGAAAUGACACGUAAACCGAGCGACUGUGCAAUGAUGUGUGAAGGACUCGAAGCUGUGCCGAAAGUAUCGGGUUUGACAAGGGAAGAAUUCAUAGAGAAGUACGCAUACAAAGGGAGGCCUGUUGUGGUUACCGAUGCCGCCCAAAAUUGGUCUGCCCUGGACACUUUUAACUUUACUUUUUUGAAGAAGCUCUACGACAGCAGUAAAAAUUCUUACAAAAUCACUGAAGAAGAGUGUCAAUUUUUCCCCUACAAAACCGAGUUCUUGACGCUAAAGGAUGCCUUCCACAUGCCGAAAGAGCGGGCAGAAUUCAAGGGAAAGCCUUGGUAUAUUGGCUGGAGUAACUGUGACCCUGUGGUCCGUGAGAAGUUAAGACAGCAUUACCAACGUCCAUACUUCCUACCGGCAGAGUCAGAGACAAGUCAACAAGAUUGGCUCUUCAUGGGGGGCCCAGGACUCGGAGCACAGAUCCAUAUUGAUAGUGUUGAGCGUCCUUCAUGGCAAGCACAGCUUUCUGGCACCAAGGUCUGGACACUUAUCCCCCCGCCCGAAUGCGAGCAUGUCUGUCACUCCAUGAAAGUUCCAAUCAACAAAGGAGAAGUCAUUGUUAUUGACACAAACCAGUGGUUCCACAAGACGGAGGUCAUGCCAGGAAACAUCAGUAUCACAAUUGGUGCAGAAUUUGACUGAUGUUCUUUAAAUCGAAAUUAUAAUCAAGCCUUUCCCAUAAAAGCUUGUGAUUUGGAUAUUUUUGUAAAUUUUCCACAAAUAAAAGUAAAAGUAGUGUGAUGGUAUGGCAUGUAAGUGUGGCUAAAAUUGAUAUUUUUAACAAAAUGCCAUAUUACCAUCAAAAGAUAGAAAUUAUAUUCUUUUUUGUAAAUUAUUGCAAUAUUUAUUGCCAUAGAACUAAGUUGUGUAAACAAUAAAAUCUUGUAUAAACAAGA